This is a messenger RNA of Acanthocheilonema viteae, 1060 nucleotides long. NCBI's taxonomy places the organism in Eukaryota, Metazoa, Nematoda, Chromadorea, Rhabditida, Onchocercidae. The record is from the annotation of a GenBank genome assembly.
GCCAACGGUAUCGCUCUAUCCCGAUGAAGAUGAAAUUGACGGAAUGAAACGAUUAUUGGUUCAGGUUAUGGGACUUACAGAGGAAAGCGCAGAAGCAAUUUGCAAAGUACGGCAUGUUGUUGCAAAGUGGUGGCGUCCCAACUUUGAAAAAGAAAUUUAUCCUUAUAUUCCUUCACAUAUCACGAAACCAAAAGAGAUGAUAAAACUGAUCGCCGUUAAUCUUCCUAAGAGUGCAGUAUUUACAAUUCCGAAGAAUAGUUUAUUGAUCGCAGCUCCGCUUUUUGAAAUCUAUGAUAAUGUAAAUGAAUAUGGAGCUAUUAUUGCAAAUUUGCCGCAUGUUCUUGGCCGGUUUAGAAAAGCAGAAAUGAUAGCGACUGAAAAGGCUCAGCAUGCAGCAACAGGGAAACGAGGUCUAAUUUUAUCCAGAUCUACAUUUGUUUCCUCGGGUCAUUACGGUGGCCACUGGCUCGGUGACAAUAGUGCUCGUUGGAUUGAUUUGAGAGCUUCCAUUAUUGGCAUCCAAGAAUUUAAUUUGUUUGGUAUGCCAUACAUUGGAGCGGAUAUCUGCGGUUUCAAUGGAGAAACAACCGAGGAAUUGUGUUUACGAUGGCAACAACUCGGUGCAUUUUAUCCUUUCUCAAGGAAUCACAACGAAAAAGGUGUAACAAGCCAGGAUCCAUCUCGAUGGCCAGAUGUUGCAAGAGCCACUCGAAAUGCUAAUCUUUUCCGAUAUUACUACCUUCCAUAUCUCUAUAGCUUAUUGUUCGAUGUCUCAUUAUAUGGCGGCACUGUUAUUCGACCAGUUUUUUUUGAAUUCACUUCUGACUCAGAAACUCAUGAUCUCGGGGAACAAUUUAUGUGGGGAAAUGCAAUGAUGAUUAUUCCUGUAUAUCAACCAGGCGCUACGUCUGUGUCUGGUUAUUUGCCCUCGGCAAUAUGGUAUUCUCUUCGAGAUUCUGAUUAUGGCACACUGAUAAAAUCAGGCCACAAUGAAUUCAGGGCACCGAGGGAUGAACUUAUCCCUGUUUUUGUUAAAGGUGUGACUUAUCAGAAAUUUUGA